This is a messenger RNA of Ciona intestinalis (vase tunicate), 1383 nucleotides long. RefSeq lists its product as uncharacterized. Gene Ontology annotation, molecular function: protein binding. Lineage: Eukaryota; Metazoa; Chordata; Ascidiacea; Phlebobranchia; Cionidae. The record is from RefSeq and is a predicted model, not a curated record.
AUUAUAUUUUCUCUCACAGUUUUCAUGUAUUUUUGAUUAAAUUCAAGUUGUUAUUUCUUUAUUUAAAUGUUUUGCUCGAAGGAUGGUUCAACAUGAAGCAAAUCCGAAUUUCCCUCUCAACGAUGGACUUAAUGAGUUUCAAUUGGUUCAUGCUCUUAUAACACAAAGUCUAAACAAAUGGUCAGGAGAAUCCCGUGAUCAAAAUGAUAAUUCAGUGAAACUUGAAUCAAAUUCACAAAACAACAUUUUCACGGAAGUCUUCCAUUCGUUUAAUUCUUCACAAAGGAAAAGAGUCUUCCCACGCUAUGUUAAACAUUUUCUAUCUCAAUUUCGAAGAUCAAAAGAUUGUUUCAGCAAUCAAUCAAGUGAAGACCGAACCGUAACGCCGCAAAAUCGUUCAACGGUGGUACGUCAUGCAUCACUUCAUUCAACCCCACCUAGUGAUGAGAAUUCGCCGAAAGACCUUAAAAUAUCAUCAUCAAAUGUUCAUAAGAAGGUGCUUCAUUUUGAAAACUGUGCCAACUCUAAUUCUACUCCAGAUGCAGGUGAUCGCGUCCCACCCACAAACCCCACACCACCCACCAGCAGCUGUGUUGAAAAAUGCCCCGGUGGAACUUUUUACCCCCCAACACCUACUUCCAGCCCCACCAAGCACAAAGAGAACCCCACAUCCAAACCCUCGACCCCAGAACCCCCAGGAAGGCCCCAGGUCCUCACAGGGCGAAACUUAAAACGUGUCCCAAGCGAGCGCUUCCAAAAAAUGCGUCGAAAAGUUCAAAAACUGAUGCUUCCUGCUGUGAAGCCUGUCGAUACAGACGAGGUGUUUUCCCGAUGCGAAAAUCAAGAUGAAACAUCUUUCCUUCAAUCCCUUCGCAUCCCAACCCCAUCGCAAGUCCGACAGGACUACGAGCGUCAACCAUGUAUGAUGCUUCGUCUGCCAGACCACAUCCUAUCCCAGGUGUUUAGCCACCUUGACACACGUAGCUUAGCUGCGAUGAAAUGUUGCUGCACUGACUUCAAGUUUAUAAUAAACACAUUCGACAUAAGAGGAUGUGAUUCACGCUGGAUGACAGAUGAGAGAUACAUAGAUGAUCCAUGCAAGCAAUGUCGUCGUCAGUUUGUUCGAGGAGACACCACAAUGUGCUGUUACCAUCCUAAGCGUUACUACUCUGAUAUCCCAUAUGGUAGAAGUUACUGGAUGUGUUGCUUAAAAUGCAACAAGAAUGCACCCGGCUGUAAGAUUGGAUUGCACGACAACGACUGGAGAACUGCUUCCAAUUGAUUUUUAUCCCAUUUUUAUUUUAUCUGUGCGCUUCCGCCACUCUUGUGCAAACUUCGUUGUUUAAUAGUUUAUUAAACCUGCAAUAAAUAAAUUUGUUGGUU